Molecule: messenger RNA, 804 nt
Organism: Microdochium trichocladiopsis
Lineage: Eukaryota; Fungi; Ascomycota; Sordariomycetes; Xylariales; Microdochiaceae
Product: heterokaryon incompatibility protein-domain-containing protein
Exons: 1
Source: RefSeq, a predicted model, not a curated record
AUGCGGCUCAUCAACGUCGCCACCCUCCAGCUUGAGGACUUUGUGAGCAGCCACGAAACCCCGCCCUAUGCCAUCCUCUCCCAUACAUGGGAAGGCCGUGAGGAGGUCAGCUACCUCGAGUGGCUGGCGGCCGGCACGGACCCGAGUGCCCGGGACUGCAUCAGCAGUAAGCGCGGCUAUGCCAAGAUCCUCGGAGCAGUCAAGCAGGCCCAGGCCCACGACUGCGCCUAUCUCUGGGUCGAUACAAACUGCAUCGACAAGUCGAGCUCAGCUGAGCUGUCGGAGGCCAUCAAUUCCAUGUUUACAUGGUACAAGCGCAGCAAGGUCUGUCUGGUCCACCUCGCCGACGUCGCCGCCUUGCCCGUUCCGCAGGGUUCUGAGUCCGCGCCCGGGCCCGACCCCGGCUCCGGCUCCGUCGAUGCCGGCCCGGAUCUGGAGAGGAGCCGGUGGUUCCGCAGAGGCUGGACGCUGCAAGAGCUGCUCGCGCCACGCCGCAUGAUCUUCUACUCUGCCGACUGGCAGCAGGUCGGCACCGGCUCGACGCUUGAGACUCGGUUGAGUGCCAUCACCGGCAUCUCGGCCCACUACCUGCGCAAGGACAAUCCGCUAUGGACCGCCGGCGUGGCCGAGAAGCUGUCGUGGCUCGCCGGGCGGACGACCACCCGCCAGGAGGACAUGGCCUACUGCAUGCUGGGCAUCUUCCGCAUCAACAUGCCCCUACUCUAUGGCGAGGGCCCACGGGCCUUUGUGCGGCUGCAGGAGGAGAUUAUCCGCCGGACCAACGAUCACACCAUCUUUGCCUGG